Molecule: messenger RNA, 3943 nt
Organism: Copidosoma floridanum
Lineage: Eukaryota; Metazoa; Arthropoda; Insecta; Hymenoptera; Encyrtidae
Gene: tkv
Product: serine/threonine receptor kinase thickveins
Biological process (GO): protein phosphorylation; cellular response to growth factor stimulus; cell surface receptor protein serine/threonine kinase signaling pathway
Cellular component (GO): plasma membrane; signaling receptor complex
Molecular function (GO): ATP binding; transmembrane receptor protein serine/threonine kinase activity
Source: RefSeq, a predicted model, not a curated record
AAAAAAAAAAAAAAGAGACAGAGACGAAGAAAUUGGCGAUAUCGGCAAUCGGCGUGUUGUCUGGGCACUCCGGUACGUGCAAGUGUGCGGAGCAUUUACACAACAGAAAACGGAGAGCACCAGCGUUGAAUACAUUAUUGUUUUGUCGUUGUAGCCGAGGAGAAAAACCCUUGUGUUUUUUUUUUUCCACCCUCAUCUCGUUCGCGUUGAGAUUGUGUACACCCCAGAAGAGUGGCAUCGUGUUUGUGUGUAUUUAUGUGCGAGGGGCCCGAGGAAUGUAUAACAAUGGCACUCGGCCGAUAAGAUUUUGCAGGAGCUCCGAAAACUAUCAGCCUCGCUCUCAUCUGAUGGUUUUAUUGUCGACAUGGGAGAGAGCUGGAGGAUGAUUAGCUCGUUGGACUUGAUGUAAACAUUCGAGCAGACCGCCAGUGUUUGAACUCCAUGCAAAUCAUUUCUUGGGUCAAUGAAUAAUACUAUUCGUGGUGUAUAUGUACAUUGAACCUGUAUCGACGUAUCUUUGGUCGUAUUGUUUUGUUUUGCGAUUUCGUGCUUGCGUACGUCAUUUAUAACUUUCCUCCUCGCGAUUCGUACACACAAGUUGCACACAUAAGCAGAUAAUAGAGAGGAGGUACUGGCAGCAGCCGAGUUAUCCGUUAUCGAGCUGCAGCAGCUGCAGUGUAUAGAGAGAGAAUACACAAGAUAUAUACGGAGAGAAGCGAGGAAGAGGAAGGAGGAGGAAGAGAAGAGAGUGAGAGGAGCACGGCACAAGUACACAUACAUAGCAGCCUGAAGAGAGGAUAUAAUAUAUAACGUAGAAGCAAAGCAGCAGCCGUGAGAAAAUGGCUGCGUUCUUGGCUGGACUGCCGGUCUUGGACGGGCGCAGCCUCAGGAUCUUUUUCCUCGUGUUCGUCGUCAGGACUUUAUAUGUGUCGGCGCUAAAGUGUUACUGCGAUGGCCACUGUCCGGACGAAAAGCAGAACGGGACGUGCGAGGUGCCCGCGGGUGGCUACUGCUUCAGCUCGGUCGAGGAGGUCUGGGACGUGGAGCUCGAGGAGUCCGGGCCCGAGUGGUCGUACGGCUGCCUCGCCCCCGACGAGCCGGGCAUGAUGCAGUGCAAGGGCUACAUGGCUAAGAAACACCCUCGUAAAAAAAUUGUCUGCUGCAAUAGCGACCACUGCAACAGGGACCUCCUGCCUAGGUACAACGCCAACACGACCGUACCUCCGGAUCAGAGGACCCUGCCAUCCGGGGCGCCCCUCGUCAUACUCGCGGCCACCCUCUCGGUCUGUCUGAUCGUUUUUACCCUCGUGAUAGUCCUCGUCCUCGUUUACCACCGCUACAGGCGCAAGGAGCGCGAGCCCUGCCUCGUCUCGUCGCAGGGCACCCUCAAGGAUCUCAUCGAGCAGAGCAGUGGUUCCGGUUCUGGGCUGCCGCUGCUCGUCCAGCGCACCAUUGCCAAGCAACUCCAGUUGUCCCAGUGCGUUGGCAAAGGCCGAUACGGCGAGGUCUGGUUGGCACGUUGGCGCGGCGAGAAGGUCGCGGUCAAGGUCUUCUUCACCCUCGAGGAGGCGUCCUGGUUCCGGGAGACCGAGAUCUACCAGACGAUGCUCAUGCGCCAUGAGAACAUACUUGGUUUCAUAGCCGCGGAUAUAAAGGGUACCGGCUCCUGGACUCAGAUGCUCCUCAUCACCGAUUACCAUGAGCGCGGCUCGUUGCACGAUUACCUUCAAACGACGGUGCUCGACCAUCCGAGUUUGUUGGCCAUUUGUUUGUCCAUCGCCUCGGGCAUCGUUCACCUGCACACCGAGAUAUUUGGCACUCGGGGCAAACCGGCCAUCGCCCACAGGGACAUCAAAAGCAAGAACAUUCUUGUUAAGAAGAACGGCGAGUGCGCCAUCGCGGACUUUGGCCUGGCAGUGCGCUACCUCAGUGAAACUGGAGAAAUCGACAUAGCGCCGAAUCCGCGGGUCGGAACCCGAAGGUACAUGGCUCCGGAGGUGCUCGACGAGACGCUGAACGCUUCGUCGUUUGAUGCCUUCAAGAUGGCAGAUAUGUACUCGGUCGGGCUCGUUCUCUGGGAGGUUUGCAGAAGGUGCGCCUCGGGUGGUAAGGUGUCAACGGCCGAGCCCUACGUGGUGCCGUAUCACGACGUCGUCCCGAGCGAUCCCGACUUCGAGGAGAUGAGACUUGCCGUUUGCGUCAAAAGGCUACGUCCGACCAUCCCAACGAGAUGGGAGACUGACCCCAUCCUGGCAUCUAUGAGCAAACUCAUGUCCGAGUGUUGGCACACGAAUCCGGCCGUACGCUUGACAGCUCUGCGCGUCAAGAAGACAAUGUCGAAGCUGCACAUCGACAACGCCAUCAAGAUCGUGUAGUGUGUGUGUGCCAUCGUCGUUUGACGGAUCUAUAAUUGUUGAACUAUUGACUCACAGUCCUUUUGCUUACCCCCAAUUGUACAUAAAUCCCCUUGCUCCUCUGUACCCCACCCAGUGUAAAUAUUUAGGUAAUUGCAGACUGCAGCCGAAGACUGACGAGAACUAAAAAAUUUUUAAUUCUUAUUUACUGUGUUACGAAUGGAUCGAACGAAUGAUUGUUUGCGCGAGAAUAUAUAAUAAAUACGUGUAGUCACGUAAUGGCGCGCAACGUAGUGUUAUUUUUUUUUUUUUUUCUUCAAUUUCAACGGGCCAAAGACUUACGUCGACGUGAGUAUUCUAACAAGCUCUUCGAAUUAUCCUGCAUUAGGUUUUUCUUGUAAAAAUCUAUAUUAAGCACUAGAGUAAUGAUUAUAAUAAUGUUAGUUACUAAUGAUAAUCAAAAGCUUUUAAGAGCUGCCAAGCUAAAUAAUUGUAUAUUCAAUAAUGAUGUGCGCGUGCCGUCAGCUUUGACAUGAUUCAAAUGGAUUUUUUUUUUUUUUUUUUUUUUCUAUAAAGAUAUUGUAAAUUCAUUUGCUACGGCAUUAAAAAAAAAUAUAAUGCUACUAAUUGAUUUCGUUGUACGAAUAACAAAUGCCAUUGGAAAAUGUUCACGAAUCGCACGAUAUUUAUCGUAGAUGUAGCUUUUCAUAUACAGAGAUUUUGCUGAACGAAUUAAAUAGUUACUAUACACCGGCUUACAUCUGUUUUUAAUUGUGCCGUGGACAAUGCCAUGUUUUGAGACUGAUCACGUUGUCAUGCAAAUAAAAAUUUUCUAAUGUUCAUACAAUAAGUCAAGUCAAUGAGAGAAGUAAUAAGAAUAUUAUGUCCUACAUUUCAAGACGCGUGCAAGUGUAUUUUCUGUUGAUGUGUGAAGGAGGAUUUUUCAUCCUUAAUCGAUAUUAUAACUAAACGGCUUUCGAGCGGCUCUGUGUAUCGUAAACUACGCCGUAUAUUUACAUAUAGUAGAUACAUCAUUAAUUUAAUCAUUGUAAUUUUGUACAGAAAUAAGAUACUGAUUCUUUUUUUUCUUGGGAUGUAAAUCGAGUACUUGAGAUUUAAAGCCAAUUUUGUGUUGUGGAUGUACAAUAAUAAUAAUAAUAAUAAUAAUAAUAAUACUUUUUAGACGAGCAUUACAGUAUCAAGUGACAAUAUAUAUACAUCAAAUAAUUAACAUUGACGCUUUCUAUUCUUUUAAAAAGAAAAAAACUGGUUCGUAUGAAAUUUAUCACUGUUACGGCAGUAAGUUGUAAAAAUUUAUAUUAUCAUGUGUCGAUGAUAAUCAAAAAAUUCGUAACAGUCGAAUUGUCCAGCAGUACAAUGCAUAUGAAUGUUUGUUUAAGGCUUUAACAUGCUGCACCUAAGCCAAUUAUUUUUUAAACUAAAAACUAUCUUAACUUUUUAGUGCAAAAAUCAAUUGUAAUUAUCAUAAAUCUGUAUUGUAAACUACGGCUAAAAAACCGUUUGAAAGUAUAGUUAUAAAAUUUAUAUUUUUAACGAAUUCAAACAAAUACAAUCGUAUCCAAAUGGAU